AUGUCUGGCACUCUUCUCUUGUGCAACGACGUGGGGCGAGAUUUCAGAAGGCUUGAAAAGAGAGUGGUCAAAACAGAGAGUGAAGAUUCCGAGUGGCUCAAGUUCACAGCAACAUCUUCGCAGUGCGAUCGACCUCAAAUGAGCAAUAUGAGGGAGCGGAAGGUGGGCAGCUCGUCUUCAUUUUCCACCUCGACCUCUCAGCCUGAACAACCUUGUCGACAGCCAUACGAACUGGUAUGGCAAGGGUAUCCUUACAAUUCGGACUUGUUCCACGUCCUCGACUGGACGGUCGACCUUAUGACGAGUUUCCGAGCAGUGGGAUGGGAACAUCGAAUCUCAACCAUAGGGCAGAUUGACCCAUCAAUGCCGCGAGACAAGUCCCAAAGUACUACUGCCACUGGGAUUCGCGGUGACGAAAGGCAGACAUCGAUGGCUGCUUCGCAUUUUCCGCGAACCCAUCAGUUGAGAGCCUUACGAGGCUUUAUCAUCAACUAUCUCUUCCUCGAUUUUCUGAAGGCAGUCAUGAUCACGGACCCGUACUUUCUGGGCGUGGCACCGUUGGAAUCGUCUACACCCUGGACUUGGCUUGCUCACAUGGACAAUGCUGUGCCAGUUGCAACUCGCUUUGUUCGGCUGUGGAUUACGAUGUGUGGAGUCGUAACUGCAUUGACGUUGAUCUUCAGCCUCAGUCCGUUGUUCUUCGCUACCAUCCUUCCCACUUUUGUCGACCUCACAAAGAUUACAAAGGCACCUCUCACGGAAACAUGGAUGUAUCCACCUUAUUGGCAAUCGUUAUCGACGUCGGUCCUGUACUCUGGGCUGGCAGGGUUAUGGGGCAGAUGUUGGCAUCAGAUGUUUCGGUUUGGCAUCUCAGAACCAUCCCGAGUCUUGAUUGAGGGACUGCAGCUGGACGCUCGCGGCAACAUUGCUCGAACCGUUCAGCUUCUGGUCGCUUUCACGUUGUCAGGCUCAAUCCAUGCGAGUGCUAGCUACACAACAUUUUCACUCAACGGCUCGCAUCCACUCUCUGGCCCCUUAUUGUUCUUUCUCCUACAAGGCGUUGGCAUUCUCUUACAAUCAUUCAUAGUCAAACUCAUAUACAGACACGCUUCGUGGGUCAAGAAUCUGCCAUCCGGUAUAGGCCAGACGGCAAAUGCGCUCGUGGUGGUGUUAUAUCUUUAUUUGACAGGGUCAUUAUUGGCCAACGACUUUGCAACCUCUGGACUGUGGCUCUUUGAGCCAGUUCCCAUCAGUUUCUUCCGCGGAAUAGGGUUUGGGCCAGGCGGCAAGGGUGAGGGGUGGUGGGUGUGGAAUCAGGAAGGCUCGCGAUUAAUCGGAUGGUGGAGAGGUGACAGAUGGUGGGGGAGAGCGUUGGCUAUAUAUUAG
Fonsecaea monophora is the source of this 1386-nucleotide messenger RNA. RefSeq lists its product as hypothetical. The transcript has a single exon. Gene Ontology annotation, biological process: lipid metabolic process. The record is from RefSeq and is a predicted model, not a curated record. NCBI's taxonomy places the organism in Eukaryota, Fungi, Ascomycota, Eurotiomycetes, Chaetothyriales, Herpotrichiellaceae. Bases 1 to 1386 code for a protein of 461 amino acids.